This is a messenger RNA of Trichomycterus rosablanca, 1165 nucleotides long. Its product is annotated as ribonuclease H-like. The transcript has 2 exons. The record is from RefSeq and is a predicted model, not a curated record. Gene Ontology annotation, molecular function: nucleic acid binding; RNA-DNA hybrid ribonuclease activity. NCBI's taxonomy places the organism in Eukaryota, Metazoa, Chordata, Actinopteri, Siluriformes, Trichomycteridae. Gene Ontology annotation, biological process: DNA replication, removal of RNA primer. The coding region runs from base 559 to 1056 and encodes 165 amino acids.
CCAUAAUUUUUGCCAGGGGUUGUAUAUUCCUCCAAGAGAACGGGAACUAGAAUCUGGGAGGGAGGAAUCAGAAGAAGAAGAAUAUUGGAAGUGAAGGUAGCAGCUGGAGGAGAGCAAGUAGGGGAAGAAAACAAAGUAAAUACAGAUAGUAAAAACAGAUAUGAGAGGGACUUGAGACGGUUAUCAAAUCAGCUAGGAACUUCAAGGGCUGAGUUUGACAUAAGGAUGGGAACAGGUGAGACUGGCCAUGAAGAGCCAAAAUGUACUAGAACUGGUAGCUGUCUUACUGACACAGAACCUUUUGAGCAGUGACACUUUGUUGAUUCAAUAUGUCGAUGACUUACUAAUUGCUUGUACUUCUAAAGAGCUCUGUUUACAGGAUACUGUUACCAUUCUUACUCAUCUGGCGAACUUAGGAUACAAAGUCAACAAAGCCAAACUGCAGAUAUGCCGACCUGUCGUGACAUUUCUAGGACAGAGGGUUUCCAGAAAGGGUCACUCCCUGACUGCUGACACCAGAGGUUGCAUCCUGAAUCACCCGAAGCCAACUACCGGAAAAUGGUGAACAUGACUGAAGGUCUGAAUUCCGACCCUGAUGCAGAACCACAUUGCUGUGAGCAAAUUACACAAAAACUGUUGAAGUGUAGGGAAGAUUUGGAAGACACUCCUUUAGAGGACCCUGACCUGACUCUAUUCUGUGACGGAUGCUGUUACAAAGGGGACAAGGGACUUGUAGCCUCAUAUGCAGUAGUCAAGCAGACUAAUGAGGGUUUCAUCCCUGUGGACUCAGGAAUCAUUGAACAACCAGCGUCUGCCCAAUUGGCUGAGUUAGUAGCAAUCACCAAAGCAUUGGAGAAAGCUGCUGAUCAAACAGUUAACAUCUACACAGACUCAGCUUAUGCCCAUUCUGCGUUGCAUCUAGAUGGGCCGCAGUGGAUAAGGAGAGGACUAGUGACUGCACAAGGGACACCCAUCAAGAAUGCAACACAGAUUUUUCAGCUGUUGAAAGCAGUAAACAAACCAAAGAGAGUGGCUAAAAACUUGCAAUGCUACUGAGGUUUUUGCUAUGCUGUAUUUUCCAAUGGUAUAUUGGCAUGGAUAAAAUCAGUGUUUUUUUUAGGUAUUAAAAGGUAACAGUUUGAAAAUAAAAAUUGUAUUGUGUAAU